AGAACGAAGUUUUAUAUUUAAUUAUGAAAAGUUUAUUUCUUCUCUUUUUAAUUAUUUAUUUAACACUUGCUGAAAAUGUUUCUUAUUUAAGUGGUCCAAAUCAAAUUUAUUGAUAUUUGAAUAAUAUUGUAAUAAAAAAAAACAUUAUAUCUCCAUUAAUUAAUAUAAGCCAAUAUGAACAAAGGAAAAACUUGAUAAAGAGGAAAGUGGGAGUCAAAGUGGGAACAUAUUAUCCAUAUGUAACCAUUGUAUUCAGAUUAGGUUAUGUUAACUUGUAUACUUGCUGCUAUUCAUAACGGAAUUAAUACAAUGUGUCAAAUUGACAUACAUUUAUUGAUAUGCAUCUUUGUAUUUAUUUAAUCAUAUAUAAAUAUAUAUAUAUCAAUGAAUAUGGAUUACCUACAUUUUCACUCAACUGUACGUGAAACUCCAUCCUCAGAAACAUGCAUUCCAAUCCCAAGGCACAAUACAACUAUAAUAACAGAUGUUUAUGCGGGCAUUCCUGAAAAUUUAUUGCUGAAUUUUUUUGGAUUUUUGUUCCUUGUUAUCUUGUUUGGUUUAUUACGUAAGAAAGCAUGGAACUAUGGACGUCUUGCAUUAUUAAAUAAAACUGAUGAGCGAUGGAUGGAAUUAUUUUAUGGAGAUAACGAGGGUAGAGAUACAGAAGCACUGUGCAUAGAAACUUCUGUUAAUUCUCAACUUUCACAAGUUGAUAGAGGUUUCUUAUCUUGGAUUGUUACUGCAUUCAAAGUUACAGAUGAGGAACUAUUAAAACGAGCCGGACCAGAUGGUUUACUGUAUAUUUCAUUUGAACGUCAUUUGAUCAUCUUAACGUGCUUAAUGGUUAUUGCAUCGUUAUGUAUUGCUUUACCAAUUAACUUUCAUGGUAAUAUGCAAGGUGAUGAUGCAACAUUUGGUCAUACAACAAUAUCAAACUUGGACCCAAUGUCUACAUGGGUUUGGGUGCAUACAAUUUUAAUUUUAUCCUACUUACCAAUUGGUGGAUACGUCAUGAAACAUUUUUUGAAGAAGGUACGAGAUUCCAAGCAUGGUGGUGAAUUGGCAGCUAGGACAUUAUUAAUUACAGAAAUACCAAAACAACAGUGUGAUGUACAAAGUCUUAUUGAUUAUUUCAAACAAAUAUUUCCCACAUUAACAGUGGAAGAUGUCACAUUGGCUUAUGAUAUUAGACAGCUUUCUGCAUUAAAUGUAGAAAAAGAUUGUGCCGAACAGGCACGUUUAUACUGUGAAAACUAUGCGAGGAGAAGGGAGCCAUUGAAAAUGUAUCCAUAUCCAUGUGGCCAAGUGAUAGGUUGUUGUUGUAAAAAUCAAGUUGAUGCUCAAGAAUUUUAUACAAAUGAAGAAAUGCGAUUGACUGCAUUAGUCGAAGAAGAGAAGAAAGUGGCACUAAGCAGGCCUCUUGGAGUAGCUUUCGUAACUUUAGGUACAUCUGGUGCAGCUAAGGCUAUGCGGAAGUACUUAUGUUCUUUGCCAAGUACGAAAUGGGUUGUGGAUUAUGCACCUAUGCCAUCUGAUAUCUUCUGGGAAAAUUUAAGUAUACCAAGGCCAUGUUGGUAUCUGAAUGCUGUUUUAAUAAAUUUUUCACUGGGCAUUGUAUUAUUUUUUCUUACUACACCAGCUGUAAUAGUAACCGCUUUAAACAAACUACCAAUCACAGGAGAAAUUAUGAAUCUGAGUCCAAUAGUUUCAUCUUUUCUUCCAACUGUAUUGUUAGUUAGCGUGGCUGCUUUAAUGCCAGUAUUAGUAGCAAGAAGUGAAUCAUUAGUCAGACAUUGGACUAGAAGCAGCCUAAAUCGAGCAGUAAUGACAAAAACAUUACUUCUUUUAUUACUGAUGGUUCUUAUAUUACCUAGCUUAGGUUUAACCAGUGCACAAGCGUUUUUAGAGUGGACGGUAAACGCAGCAAAUGACACAGGGCGAUGGGACUGUGUGUUUUUACCUGAUCAGGGUGCUUUAUUUGUAAAUUACGUAAUUACUGCAGCUUUACUUGGAAGUGGAUUAGAGUUAGUCAGGUUUCCUGAAUUAGCUUUAUAUACCUUCAGAUUGUGUAUAGCACGUAGUAGGGCUGAAAGAAUACAUGUUAGAAAGGCAGUAUUAUGGGAAUUUCCCCUAGGUGCUCAUUAUGCCUGGUUACUCUUAGUCUUUACUAUGACAACAGUGUAUAGUUUGGCCUGUCCAUUAAUUACACCCUUUGGACUGCUAUAUCUCGUAGUGAAACAUUUGGUGGAUAGACAUAACUUAUGUUUUGCCUAUGGACCGAGCAUAGGCGGUGGCCAAUUAGCGGGUGCGGCAGCAAGUGCUACUGGAGCCGCACCGAUUUUGGCACAAGCUGCACUGUUAGCUCUAGGUUUGGUAAGGAGAGGUUUAUCACCAUUAGCUGCGGUACAACUCAGUGGUCUUGCUGCGAGUAUUUUAGGUCUUGUUACUGGUGCUACUUUAUCCACAUCAAAAUUUAAAGCACAAAUGCAAAAAAGAGAUCUAUCAGCUGGUCAGAAUUUCAUUGCACCCGUAUUACGAAAGAAACAAACAUCAUUAGAAGAAACUAUAUCCAUCGGUACGAAUUCUGAUCUCAGUCCACCAAGCUUAAGGAGCACUAGUGCUUCUUCAAUACAAGAUAGUCCGAAACUUUAUCAAGACUAUGGUAAAGAAUCACAAGCUUGAUAACUUUUGGAUUACAAUAUUGGAUAUUAGCCAUAUAAGCGAUGUAUUAAAACAAUUUAAUGAAA
Messenger RNA from Bombus pascuorum, 2747 nucleotides. It is a transcript of the gene Tmem63, whose product is annotated as calcium permeable stress-gated cation channel 1. The transcript is spliced from 12 exons. The coding region runs from base 385 to 2682 and encodes 765 amino acids. Gene Ontology annotation, cellular component: plasma membrane. Lineage: Eukaryota; Metazoa; Arthropoda; Insecta; Hymenoptera; Apidae. Gene Ontology annotation, molecular function: calcium-activated cation channel activity. The record is from RefSeq and is a predicted model, not a curated record.